CACCAGACAAAAAACACACGCACCGUACAUAACACCCUCACCAACUCUUCAUCCAAUCCUCAUUCCCUUGCCAUCCGCCACCACCACUGUCUCUCAUUGCUUCUUUUUUAUUCCCUUAAUGAGAUUGAGAAGACUAGCAUGCCUUACAAAAACCCAUUCCCCUUCUUCCAACAACAUGCCCCUGUCAACCACCGCCCCCCGCCCCCAAAAAGUCGUGGUGGUGAUGGGCCCCACCGGGUGCGGCAAGACCAAGCUCUCCAUCGACCUCAUCUCCCGCUUCUUCCCCUCCUCCGAAAUCAUCAACUCCGACAAAAUCCAAGCCUACCGCGGCCUCGACAUCACCACCAACAAAAUCCCCCUCUCCGACCGCCGAAACAUCCGCCACCACCUCCUCGCCCACUUCUCCCCCUCCGAAUCCCACCCCGAGUUCACCCCCUCCGACUUCCGCUCCGCCGCCUCCGCCGCCGUCUCCGACAUCCUCUCCCGCCGCCGCAUCCCCUUCCUCGUCGGCGGCUCCAAUUCCCUCCUCUACGCAUUCAUCGCUAGCAAAUUCGACCCGGACACCGACGUCUUCUCCUCCUCCUCCUCCUCCGCCUUCUGCCGGGAGCAGCGCUACCGCUGCUGCUUCCUCCACGUCGACGUCGCGCUUCCCGUGCUCAACGCCUACCUCGUCAAGCGCGUCGACGACAUGCUCGACACGGGCAUGUUCGACGAGCUCAAGCAGUAUUUCAGCAGCGGCGAGUGCGACUCGGUGAGCCAGAGCGGGCAGAAGAAGGCCAUCGGGGUGCCGGAAUUCGAGGGGUAUUUUCGACGUUUCAAGGAUGACGUGGAGGCGUACGAGGGGGCGGUGGGGGCCAUCAAGGAGAACACGUGUCAGCUGGCGAAAAGGCAGGUGGCCAAGAUCCAACGGCUGAGGGACUGCGCCGGGUGGGAUCUGAAAAAGGUGGACACGACGGCGGCGCUGAGGGCGGCGGUGGAGGGGGCCGGUGGGAGGAGGGUGGCGGAGAUUUGGGAGAGGCAGGUGUUGGAACCAAGCGUGAAGAUUGUGAAGCAGUUCUUGAUGGAGUAGGUUUUCCAGCUAUUUCCAGCUAAAUUGG
Messenger RNA from Salvia hispanica, 1097 nucleotides. NCBI's taxonomy places the organism in Eukaryota, Viridiplantae, Streptophyta, Magnoliopsida, Lamiales, Lamiaceae. The record is from RefSeq and is a predicted model, not a curated record.